Molecule: messenger RNA, 673 nt
Organism: Arabidopsis lyrata subsp. lyrata
Lineage: Eukaryota; Viridiplantae; Streptophyta; Magnoliopsida; Brassicales; Brassicaceae
Exons: 3
Coding region: 107-346 (79 amino acids)
Source: RefSeq, a predicted model, not a curated record
UAGAUUCUUCUUCUUCCGAGUCUUAAAAGCUGAUUCGCUCGCUGGGUGGGACUAAUCUUCAUCGCUUACAAGCUCUCUGGGUCUUUUCUUUGAAUCUUGAAAGGAAAUGGGAAGAGAGAAGAGCCCUGGCUUGAAGAUCCUCUGGAUAUGGACUAUUGGCACUGCUGCUAUAUUGGUGACGAGUGUUGUCCGCACAAGAAUGCAGGAUAUGCAAUCAAUGAUGAACCAGAACCAGGAACAAGCACCGAAAGAAAACCAGAACGUAAGUGCAGGUGAUUCUUCCGUCUUAACGGAUGAAACAGUUUUGCCUGAGUCUGAUCGAGAGAUUGCAAAAGAGCUUAAAUAAAGAAGAGCAUGGUUCUAUUGUUGUUUUCCUUUUCCUCUCUUCCUUUUUUCAGUCCUCGAUGAAGAUGACGAAACAUGUUUUAAUGGUUUUGGUAUUAGUUUGCGAGUAUGAGUAGAUGUUUCUAGGAAAAUAACUUGAAAAGUGAAUCGGCCAGGAAGCUUGAUGAGGAGUGUUUAGCAGUUUUUUUGUGUGAAUAUUUUCCCUUGCAAGGAUGAUAUAUUAUAAAGAAGCUAGCUAAUUUUUGUUUCUCUUAUGGUUUGUGUUGUGUUAUAUCAAGGCUACAAAAUAUGAAAUAUAGCUAUUGUCGUUUGAAACGACUUGUUAUCA